Perkinsus marinus ATCC 50983 is the source of this 2082-nucleotide messenger RNA. RefSeq names its product cell adhesion molecule, putative. The record is from RefSeq and is a predicted model, not a curated record. Bases 1 to 2082 code for a protein of 693 amino acids. The transcript has 4 exons. NCBI's taxonomy places the organism in Eukaryota, Perkinsozoa, Perkinsida, Perkinsidae. Gene Ontology annotation, molecular function: protein binding.
AUGAAUAACCCAUUAGAAUCACGGGGAGGAGCGGUACUCCAUGCGACGGAGUCCCUUUCAAGUACCGUGGAUAAACAGAGCGACAACAACAAUAACUCCAUCACUGAGGAAAGUUUAUUGCCGAACGCGGUGUUGCAGACGGCCUCACUGGACGAUAGUACUCCCAAACCGGAUGCUCAGGAGACAACUCACAGCAGUAAAUGUUAUGCUGUGAGGUACUGGGUUUGUAUGAUAUUCUGUUGUCGACCUCCACAUGAGAUGACUGAUGAUGAGAGGGAGGAAUGGGAGAAGAGGAGUUUCUGGGAUAAAUACAAGCCUGCAUUCUUCUGUUUUAUUCGUUACUUUAUUAUGUUAAUUAUUGGUAUUCUUGUUGGUAUUGGUAUAUUCUUCCUUGUACUCUACUGUAUGGGUAUUAUUGGUGGAUCGAGUAAUAAUGAUACUUCUAAUAAUACUAUAGAUCUUGGUGAACUACAAUACCCGACUGUUGUAUCUGGUUAUACUAACAUCAGCAUUACUAUUAGUCCUAUUGCGGCAGCAUCACCUUAUGAUCCGAAAGAUUACCUUAUCGAAACUCAAGUGGCCACUGGUGGUAGUGGAGGUGGAAGACGCCUCCGUUCUGAUGGUCCAUGGACUGUAUCAUUGGAGGUUCCUUAUGAUAAGGAUCAUCCCACUACUGCUACUCUAACUGGAUUGACUGCUGGUGAACAGUUGCUUAUCCGUUAUAAGAUCGAGAUGGAGGAUGGUCGUGUUAGUAGCCCAUCAGUUGCCGUAAUGGAAGGCACGAAGGACCCGACUGCUCCGAGUGCUCCUGGUUUAAUGGCAUUCAAUACAACUGAUAGAAGCGUAUCAGUUAGUAUUAUACCCCCCAUUACCACCAAUGGUGCCGAUAUAACUGCUUAUGUUAUACAGCAUGCUUUGGCGAGUAGUAGUAGUAAUGAUACUACACCUGAUAGUAGCUUGACUAAGGCUGAAAUAUCAAAGGAUGAUGCUUCUAAGCCUUACACCGUUGAUGACCUCAACUCGGGUGACUAUGUAAUUUUCAAGAUCUCUGCCGAGAACAAUGUCGGAGUGAGUCCUUCUAGCAAAUCCUAUAGUAUGACUACAGACGAAGCUGAUGCUUCGUCACCCGAUCAGGUCACCGACUUAGUGGACAACGGUAGCACCUCCAACUCUGUCUCGUUGAACUGGACAGCCCCUGCUAAUAACGGUGCUAUGAUAUUGAGGUAUAUCAUCAGUGAGGGUGAUAAUACCUAUACAGUUGAUGGUCAUGAUACAUCAUACACUGUAACGGGGCUUAGUCGUGGUAGCGAUUAUACAUUCUAUAUUGUGGCUAAGAACUCUCAAGGUGAUAGUCCAAAAUCAGAUGGAGUAUCAACUGCGACAACUGAGAGUUGUGAUGCCGAUCCUCCGAGUAAUGUUAUGUUACAGACGCCUUUCUCUGAUGGUGUAAGUGUAAGUUGGAGUAAAGCCAAUAAUAAUCCUCAAUGUGAUCUACCAGUAACUGCUUAUCGUGUUAUUGAUGAUGAUGGUAAUGAACUAUGCCAAGUAGCAGCUACUAAUGAUGAUGAUGGUGCUCUAUGGUGUGAUGUUACCGGCCUACAGCCCAGUACUUCCUAUAAUAUCAGAGUACAAGCUAAGAACUCUGCUGCUGGAUGGUCUACUAAAUCCUCAUCACCUGUUAAGAUGUCUACUAUUGCUAGUGGUGAGUGCAAUACUAGGGAUCAGAUUAGAUGGUGGGUGACUACCACUAACCCUAGCUACAAUGGGCAGACGUUCACUGAGCAGCUUGAGAGCUGCAGCGUAAAGAGCUUUGGUAAACCCGAUAAAGUGUCUAGCUGCCUUGUAGAUUAUACGGAGGAUCCCUCCAAGACUCCUUUCAAUCUAUGCCCGAUCACUAGCGAUUGUGGUAUGUGCUUUGGUGUGAACGCUCAGUGUUCUAUGUCGCAUUGCAGUUUCCCAUGUGGUAUGGGUACUGCCGCUAACUCAGCUGCGUGCCUUGAGUGCAAUGACCAAUAUUGCAAACCUGACUUCUACACUUGUAGUGGUUUGUAUCCGUCCGUAGGACCUCCUGAACCUCAGUAA